CAACAGUCAUGAUCUAAUGGUUUUAUGAUCACGUCAACUUCUCCUUUUCUCUUUUAACUAUGAAAAACUGAGAUAUUGUAUCUUUACCUCUGAACAACACGAAACCUCGUCCCUACCGUCAUUAUGGACGAGGUCAGCCCUUUCGCCGAAUUCUUGGGCCAGGCGAUCUACCACCUCACAGCUGUCAAACCUCUAGUUCCGACUUACGCGCAUCUCCUUGUUUCCGCUUUGUUUCCGAUUUACAUCGGCGCCCAUGCUUCGCUCUCGAGACCAACCUCUGCCGCAAAACGUCCUAAGAAUACCGAAAAUGACGAGUCCGAGGACGAAGACGACGAAGACCAGGAGGGAGAGAGCAAGGGGAAGAUGGAAUCACUGGAGCCUAGUGAUGCAAUCAUGUUUCCCCUGACUGCUGGUCUCACUCUCGGUGGACUAUACUUGGUGAUCAAAUACAUGGGUGCCGAGCUUCUGAACAAGAUUCUGGGCUUCUAUUUCUCUCAGAUGGGCAUGUUCUUCGCUGUGGCUUUCUUGCGGGACUGUCUUUCGGUCUUUCGGUCUUUCGCGUUCCCACAAACGUAUACCUAUGGCGGGAAACUCUGGAAGGUGCAACAGUCGGACCGCGUUUUCAAAAUUGCUGGCGGAAAUGCUGCUUCAGACUCGUCAGAGGCCCGACGCUCUCCUCUUCCGGGCAUUCUUGGUUCAAUUCCGUUGCCAGAGUCCACCAUCAACUUCCUGUGGACAUACCGCAGUGUGCUCUAUCAAAAGGCGAAAUUCAAGAUCAACAUUCACCGUAUCUGCAAGGGCCAAGUCUCAGUUGACAUUCUGGACUUGUUCAGUACCUUGCUGGCCCUGCCUGCCGUCGGGUAUUUCGCGUUUGUUGAGAAGCCGUGGUGGUUGACCAACUUCCUGGGAUUCAGUUUCUGCUAUGGUGUCCUGCAGUUCAUGUCGCCGUCUACUUUCUUAACUGGAUCCCUCAUCCUUGGAUCGCUCUUCUUUUACGAUAUUUACUUCGUCUACUUUACGCCUUUGAUGGUGACGGUUGCGAAAUCCUUGGAUGUGCCGAUUAAGCUCCUGUUCCCUCGCCCAGCAGGCCCCAACCAGCCACCAGACACCGUUUCUUUGGCCAUGUUAGGCUUGGGCGACAUCGUCAUUCCCGGUAUGAUGGUCGGUCACGCGCUUCGAUUUGAUCUUUAUCUUUACUAUCUGCGGAAAGGAUACCAGAAGGCGAAGGCUGAAGGCAACGAAGAAGAGCCAGUCAAACCUGUAUAUCAGUCUGCUAGAGGAGGCUGGGGCGAGCGUUUCUGGACGAAACCCAUCAAAUCGCAGGAGGCUGAACUGGAACCCCCUUAUCAGGACGCUCGACUCUUUCCCAAGACUUACUUCAAGGCUAGCAUCGUUGGGUACCUGGCUGGAAUGAUCGCAACUCUUGUGGUCAUGCAAUGUUUCAACCACCCUCAACCUGCCUUGUUGUAUCUGGUCCCUGGAGUCCUCAUUUCCCUGUGGGGCACUGCCUUCGUCAAAGGCGAUAUUCACCACAUGUGGAACUUCAGUGACAGCGAGGAGGAUGAGGAAGACGAAGAGGCCGACUCUGAUGAUAAAGAAAAGGAGAAACAGGAGGAAGAGGACAAGAACGUCGGCUUCUUCAGUAAACUCUUCAACAGAUAUCAGAGAGCAGCCGACAAGGCACAGAAGUCCGAAGAAGCUUCCAAAAAGUCCAACGACAUGAAGAAGAGCGACAAAGCUGGGGAAAAGAAGUCCGAUAAACACGGAAAAGCCAAAGAUAAAGACUUGGACUUGUUUUCUUUUUCAUUCUACAUCCCGCGCAAGAGCAAGUCGGCAAAGUCGGCCGCCAAACCUGCCGAGACUGACAAGGCUACGGACGAUUCGAAGAGCUCAUCGCCCCGUACUGACUCUCCUGUGGAAGACGAGAACUGGGCUGUCAUUAGCAGCUUGGGGCCCGAUAACGAACCUCCUACAAAAAGGCAGCGCAGAAGCCCUAGACACGCAGCAAAGACCGCCGCUAACUAGGCAUAUCAACUCACGAUCCCUGAGAACUUUUGCAUUUUCUUUUACUCUCGAUGAAAGCAGGCAUGACUAGAGGCGUUUGGACGGAGUCGAUGCCCUUUGUUUUAAUACUUGUCUUUUGGCGGCCAAUUUGACACCGACUGCUGCAUUGCGUGGAAUAUCAAUAAACUCCUGUUCCAAAGAACUUUUCAAAAUCUAGUUGGUAUCAUCGACAGUAA
Molecule: messenger RNA, 2240 nt
Organism: Aspergillus steynii IBT 23096
Lineage: Eukaryota; Fungi; Ascomycota; Eurotiomycetes; Eurotiales; Aspergillaceae
Product: aspartic endopeptidase
Exons: 1
Coding region: 124-2025 (633 amino acids)
Biological process (GO): membrane protein proteolysis
Cellular component (GO): membrane; lumenal side of endoplasmic reticulum membrane; cytoplasmic side of endoplasmic reticulum membrane
Molecular function (GO): aspartic endopeptidase activity, intramembrane cleaving
Source: RefSeq, a predicted model, not a curated record